AUGGCACCAGUAGUCUCAAGAGAAUCUCAGGAAGCGCCUGACGUCAGGGUGUUGUCAGAGAGGAAAGAAAUUGAAGCAAAGGGCGAGGAGCAAGAGCAGGGUGUGGUCCCUAUUCAGAGUCUCAUCUCUGGAUCAGAAUGUGCUGCACCAUCAAAUCCACUCUCUCAAGUUUUGAAGCACACUGAAGGCGAUCGUAGCCUUCAGCAGCUUCACCAACUUCCUGGAAGUUCGUCAUCUAUUCCCGCCAAUGAACAAGACUUGGCCCUUGCUCGCCAAUUCUUUGAAGGAAGCUCUCACGGAUUGGUACCCGGAUUUUCUAUGCAGCAUCCUGCUGAUCUCGCUCGUAUGUCUGAAGCAAAUGCGAGAUCAGGGAUGGGUCAAGCGUGGGCUAUGGAGCAGCAGCAACAACAAAUGCGGGCCUUCGAAGAUUCUGCGAAAGCCGCGUGGGCCACGGAAUUCAGUAAUGCACCCCAGACAAAUUCUUCAGCAGCUCCAUUGCAACAGGGUAUACCGAGUAGACCUGAAUAUCAACAGCGUCCAUCUUACAUGCAGCCAAUGUAUGGAAAUUCUAUGCCAGUGGGCCUGGGGAUGUAUGGCAUGAAUAGCCCCCCUAUGCAAUAUGGACUUAAUCCAAACAUGAAUGUUUCCGAUCAGGGAAAAGGCAAGGCCAGGGAAGUCGAUUUCGAGGCCGCCUUUGCUCAAAUCGCAGAGUCUUUUGGACCCAAAGAGGCUCAGACUUCACGUAUAGAGGAAGUAGACGAUACCGUUGCUAGUCUAGAAGAGGCUUUGAAAAACGCCACCCUCAACGGAGAAAACGAAGAACUUGGUACAGAUUUCCAAAAGGUGUGGGAUCACUUACAGAACUCGGAACUUCCGCCGCCAAAGGAAGAUAUGGCAAAAUGGGAGGCUGAAUUCUCACAGUUAAUGAAUGCACAGCGAGACGAACUUGAAGACUAUGGAGCAAAUAUGCAGAAAGCAUGGGAAGGAGGUUUGGGUAAUUUUGAGGACACCUUUGACCAAGGCAUGAAAUUUGAUGGCGAAGGCAUCCCUCUGUUGGGAGAUUAUACCUUCGAACCAAAUAACAAAUAUCUCGACCCUUCCUCGUCACGCUCGCUUUUGGGAGAAGCAAAAGCACUGCUUGAAAACAACGGGUCAUUAUCGGAAGCCGCCUUGAUGCUUGAAGCAGCAAUCCAACAAGGGGAGCUCGGUGAAGGUGGAUACGAAACUUGGGUUCUACUUGGUGAAACCAGAAAUAUGGAUGAACGAGAGGACGCCGGCAUGCGCGCUCUGCUUCAAGGUGUUAGGAAGGCAGAGGAAAACGGUACUCCAGGGGCAGGAAUGCUGUCUCUGGCGAUAUCUUUCACGAAUGAAUCCUACGAUCGCGCAUCUCAUACCAUGCUAAUGAGGUGGUUCAGAGCCAGAUACCCGGAUGUGCAAAUUCCCGAGGAAACAAUAAGGGCCAUCUCGACCAACUCGUCAUGGGAUACCCAUGGCCGCAUAACAGAGUUAUUCCUCGAUUUAGCGAGAACGCAACAUGGAAAAGAUCAGAUGGAUCCUGAAUUGCAAAUUGCACUGGGUGUAUUGUUCUACACAAACGCUGAAUACGAAAGAGCACAGGACUGCUUUGUAGCGGCGCUUAAUGCACGGCCCAAGGAUUAUCUGUUGUGGAAUAGGCUGGGAUCCUCCCUUUCUAAUGGCAACAAACCAGAGGAGGCCCUCGGAGCAUACAGAGAAGCAUUGCAACUAAGGCCAACAUACACCCGUGCCAUUUACAACGUUGGCGUUGCUUGUCUGAACAUCGGGGCAGAUCACGAAGCCGCUGAGCAUUUCUUGAGCGCGUUGAGUCUUCAAGAAUCCACUAGCGGGGAUACUAGUGAUCAACUUUGGUUUACCCUCCGUCGUGCCUUUUUGUCUAUGAAACGCAACGACCUUGCAGAUCUCGCAAAGCCUGAAGCGAAGAGCAGCCUUGAUAUUUUCCGAAGGGAAGGGUUUGACUUCUAG
Psilocybe cubensis is the source of this 2001-nucleotide messenger RNA. RefSeq lists its product as uncharacterized. The record is from RefSeq and is a predicted model, not a curated record. The coding region runs from base 1 to 2001 and encodes 666 amino acids. The transcript has 10 exons. Gene Ontology annotation, cellular component: cytosol; peroxisomal membrane. NCBI's taxonomy places the organism in Eukaryota, Fungi, Basidiomycota, Agaricomycetes, Agaricales, Agrocybaceae. Gene Ontology annotation, biological process: protein import into peroxisome matrix, docking. Gene Ontology annotation, molecular function: protein binding.